Raphanus sativus (radish) is the source of this 522-nucleotide messenger RNA. RefSeq names its product defensin-like protein 3. NCBI's taxonomy places the organism in Eukaryota, Viridiplantae, Streptophyta, Magnoliopsida, Brassicales, Brassicaceae. Gene Ontology annotation, biological process: defense response. The record is from RefSeq and is a predicted model, not a curated record. The coding region runs from base 97 to 336 and encodes 79 amino acids. The transcript is spliced from 2 exons.
AAAAGUAAAAGACUAAGCUAACCAUCAAAUCAUUAUAAAUAGGGGUUCAUCUUAGGCUUAACUCCUCACAAACUACACAUACAUACAUCAAAAAUCAUGGCUAAGUUUGCUUCUAUCGUCGCCCUUCUCUUCGCUGCUCUUGUUGUCUUUGCUGCUUUUGAAGCACCAACAGUGGUGGAAGCAAAGUUGUGCGAGAGGUCAAGUGGAACAUGGUCAGGAGUCUGUGGAAACAAUAACGCAUGCAAGAAUCAGUGCAUUCGACUUGAAGGAGCACAACAUGGAUCUUGCAACUAUGUGUUCCCUGCUCACAAGUGUAUCUGCUAUUUCCCAUGUUAAUCUACCACAAUCGUUGGUGCUUGUAUGUUUACUUACCGUUUCUUGUGUGCUUAUUUGCAUUAAAUAAGUCUGUGUCACUAUGAGUGACCUCAUGACAUGUAGCAGAUAUGUUAUGUUGGCUUUUCUUUUGUCACGAAUAUUCUAUGUUGGUUUGUUUUAAUAAAAUAUAAACAUUUGUCUUGGGUA